Monopterus albus (swamp eel) is the source of this 1627-nucleotide messenger RNA. It is a transcript of the gene serpinb1l3, whose product is annotated as serpin peptidase inhibitor, clade B (ovalbumin), member 1, like 3. Gene Ontology annotation, molecular function: serine-type endopeptidase inhibitor activity. Gene Ontology annotation, biological process: negative regulation of endopeptidase activity. The transcript is spliced from 9 exons. NCBI's taxonomy places the organism in Eukaryota, Metazoa, Chordata, Actinopteri, Synbranchiformes, Synbranchidae. The coding region runs from base 21 to 1184 and encodes 387 amino acids. The record is from RefSeq and is a predicted model, not a curated record.
GUAUCAGAGGGAACAUCACUAUGGAUACAAUGGCAUCACCAAGCCUUCUAUCCCAGGCCAACGCCAGCUUCUGCCUGGCUUUGUUCAAAAACCUGGCGGAUGAAGACAAGACUGCAAAUGUCUUCUUUUCUCCGUUUAGCAUCUCCUCAGCCCUGGCUAUGGUGAUGCUAGGGGCCAGAGGCAACACAGCCACACAGAUGUCAGAGAGUCUGAAAACCCACACUUGUCGCGAUGAUGUCCACAUUAGCUUUUCCCAUCUGCUGAGUGAGCUCAACAAGCCAGAAGCUCCAUAUGCCCUCACUGUUGCCAACAGGCUGUAUGGAGAGAAGUCCUACCAGUUUGUUGGGGAUUUCUUGAACAAAACAAAGAAGCUCUACAAAGCAGAGCUGGAGCCUGUGGACUUCAAAACCAGCUCUGAGGAGGCAAGGCUCAAGAUCAACGGCUGGGUAGAGAAGCAGACACAAGGUAAAAUUAAGGAUGUGCUGGCCCAGGGUGUGUUGGACAGCUUGGCUCAGCUUGUGCUGGUUAAUGCCUUCUACUUCAAAGGCAACUGGAACAAGAAGUUUCAGGAGAGCGCCACACGUGAUGCUGAGUUUAGACUCAACAAGAAUGACACUAAACCUGUGAAGAUGAUGUACCAGAAGUCAAAGUUCCCUUUAACCUUCAUCCCUGAAGUAAACUGCCAGAUCCUAGAGAUGCCAUACCAAGGGAAGGAGCUCAGCAUGCUCAUCUUUCUCCCCAAUGAUAUAGAGGACAGUUCAACAGGUCUGGAGAAGCUGGAGAAGGAGCUGACCAAUGAGAACUUUGUGAAGUGGACUAACCCAGACAUGAUGAAUGAAGUUGAGGUUCAGGUGGGCCUGCCUCGAUUCAAGAUGGAGGAGAAGUAUGACUUGAGAAAUGUACUGAUCAGCAUGGGCAUGGUCGAUGCCUUCGAUGGGAAUAGGAGUGACUUCUCAGGCAUGGCUCCAGAAAACGACCUUGUGCUGUCCAAAGUCUUUCACAAGGCUUUCGUGGAGGUCAAUGAGGAGGGCACUGAGGCUGCUGCUGCCACUGCUGCCGUCAUGAUGCUGCGCUGUGCCAUGCUUCCGGCUUCCUUCGUCGCAGACCAUCCCUUUAUCUUCCUCAUCAAAGAUAAACGCUCCAAUAGUGUCCUCUUUAUCGGGCGAUACACCUCACCUGUGUGAACACAGCAUCAUUUACAGCAGUGUUUAUUACUAGAAGAAUUUUAAGAAUCACCACUGGAGAGUUUCCUGUAGCUGAUAACUCACUGAAUUGCUGACCUAUGUUUAAUACGGCAGGAUGAUAAUGAGUAAAGCUAUAGUGUUGGAUUUUCUGAUCUGAUUUACUCUGUCUAUAUAGCAUUUAGGACUGUUUGCUGCACUCUCACUCUCUACCCUACUUUAUCUACUGUAUAACAUUAGUCAAGUUUAUCUUAUCUCAUUUUAAAUGCUCAGUUAACCAAAGAGAAUAAUGAAAUAAAAUCAUAUUUACAGGGAGAUAUGUCAGUGAUUAUACUAUUAUGAAUAUUGGCCAUAAAGAAGAGGAGCUGCUUACAUAGAGGUAUGAACCAGGUCCUUUUUAUGUAUGCUUACGCUUUUACAUGUAGAAUAAAAGUUUUUGAUUCACA